AUGCCUAAUAUACUCCGAGAAAUUACCCUCCGCCGGCCGAUUCCAAUCCUUAAUCCCCUUUCAUUCCUCUCCCCAAUCACCACCUCAACAAGGCCGGCGCAAACCAACACCGCCAACGACGACCCCAUCAUCACCUCCGUCGUCGAUUCCCUGCAACAAGGCCACUGUUGGAAAAUCCUGUCGGAAAAUUUCGGCUCCGUCAAGUUCACAAACCCUACUGUUCGAAAAAUACUCCUCCAGCUCAAAGAGCCCGUUAAUUCCAAAAAAGCCCUCACUUUCUUCCACUGGUCGGCCCAAGAAUCGCGCGCCGAACAUGGGAUUUCCAGCUACUGCGUGUUGAUACACAUCCUGGUGAAAACCGGACUGGUCAGAGAUGCCAAGGCCAUGAUCGAAUCAGUUUUAACAAAAAAAUUGUCAGGGGAUAAUUGUCGAACACUUUGUGUGCUUGAUUCGUUGAUGGAUAGUUUCUGUACGGUCGAUUCUGUUCCUUUCGUUUUCGAUUUGUUCGUGCAAACUUGUGCUAAGCUGAGGAUGGUUGACGAUAUUCUCGACGCUUGCAAGCUGUUGUUCGAUCGUGGGUUCCCGUUGAGUGUAAUCAGUUUAAAUACGGUCCUGAACGUGCUGUUGAAAUCGGACAAGGUUCACCUGGUUUGGGGCUUAUACGAGCUGAUGAUUGGAAGAAGGGUUUCACCGAAUGAAAUGACUGUGAAAACCAUGGUGGGGGCCUUGUGUAAAGAAGGUAAGUUGGAGAAGUUUCUUCGUAUUGUCGAUAGAAUGAACGGGAAUAAGCGUCCGGCUCCUCAUGCAAUCGUGAAUACUUGUUUGGUGUACGAGAUUGUGGAGGACGGUAGGAUUGAACGUGGGUUAGGAUUGUUGAGGCUAAUGUUGAAUAAAAAUAUGAUCUUGGAUACUAUUGCGUACUCGUUGGUCGUGUUUGCUAAAGUGAGAAUGGAGGAGUUGGAUUUGGCCAAGGAGACUUACGAGCAAAUGCUUAGGAGGGGUUUUAAAGAAAAUGCCUUUGUGUAUGAUUUGUUCGUCGGGAGAUCUUGUGAGGAAGGGAGGAUUGACGAGGCAAUCGGGCUUCUAGAAGAUAUGGAAGGAUUGGGCUUCAAGCCCGAUCAAACGACGUUCGAUUGGCUGAUAAAAAGUUGUGCAUAUCAUGGACGUUUGGAGGAUAGUUUGGCCUUUUGCGCGAGGAUGAUGGGGUUUGGUCUUCUCCCGAGCUGCUCAGCUGUUAACGAGAUGUUUGGGAAGCUUUGCGAAAAUGGGAGGACGAAGGAGGCAGAUGAGAUGUUGACCGUCUUGUUGGAGAAACAAUUUGGUCCGAACGAGACUACAUAUUCUCGUCUAAUUUCUGGAUAUGUUAAGGAUGGUGACAUGGAGGGGCUCACAAAGGUUUUGUUCGAGAUGGAGUACAAGUCGAUAUCGUGUGAUGUUUCGGGCUUGAGUUCAGAGAUCAUCGGGCUCUGUAAAUGUGGGAGGUUAAAGGAGGCGAAAAGUGUCUUAACACAUGAAGGAUGUUGCUAG
This is a messenger RNA of Striga hermonthica, 1527 nucleotides long. The record is from the annotation of a GenBank genome assembly. Lineage: Eukaryota; Viridiplantae; Streptophyta; Magnoliopsida; Lamiales; Orobanchaceae.